Biomphalaria glabrata is the source of this 8394-nucleotide messenger RNA. RefSeq lists its product as uncharacterized. The record is from RefSeq and is a predicted model, not a curated record. Bases 1156 to 3507 code for a protein of 783 amino acids. NCBI's taxonomy places the organism in Eukaryota, Metazoa, Mollusca, Gastropoda, Planorbidae. The transcript has 14 exons.
UAUAUACAGAUUGAUGUUCGGGAGGUUUAUAUGUUAUGAGGAAGUGUAGGUCACAUCGUGUGUAGAAAAUGUGUUAAUGAUUGGAGCACUUGAAAUCUGGUCGAUGAUACUAGGGAAUUCUUUAGUGUAAUAGAGUAAUUUAUUUAAAAAAGAAUUCACAUCCUUGUUUACGGGUGUUGAUUGCAUAUAAAACGUCAAGAUUAGAGAACAUAUUAUUUCUAUUUCAAUCUACUAAUGAAUGGUGGCUAAAGGGCAAUUUGUUUUCUAGUUUAAUGAGGAAUUCGAGCGAGUUUGCACCUUCUUUGUCGUCAAUGGAAAGACAAUUGUUUCUGUGGAUUUUAUCCACUGCUUCUAUGAUCUGGCUCGUGGCUACAGAGAACAAACUAUGUAUAGAUGGGAUGAGGUAUCAUGCACGUACUCACUCGUGUAUGAUUGUAAUCAAUGAAAAGAAAUCAUAUCACCACGCUGAACACUCUUGUAAGGUCACGUACACAGGAGGACACCUGGUUUACAUUUUUGAUAACGAAACGGAUAUAUUUGUAAGAGAGUUAUUAACAAAUGAUAUGAUUGCCUUUAUUGGUCUGAAGUUUAAAAGUGGCGCAUAUAGAUGGGGCGACCUAAAAUUGGAAGUUACUUAUUUUGGAUGGAAAAAAAAAGGCAUUGAAUUCGGAAAGAGUCUACGCUGCCGUAACACGCACAGGAUGGACUGAGGUCUCUCAUUCAUCCUACUUUGUUUGUCAACAGACAUGCGGUACUGCAAGAUUAUGUGACGGCAGUGUUUCUUCAUUUCCUGUUUCGUCUCGAAAUCAAGAAAUUACCAUAAAACUCUGCGUUUUUAUUUCCAGUAGCCCUAGAAUAUUAUGGCUAAAGAAAGCUUUUGGCGAUUUUGGUUACAUCAACAGCGGACUCUACAAUUGGAAUUUCAGAUACACAAAUUACCAACAUACCCAAGUGGAGAUCCAACUAACGAUUUUCCGGAACCAUCGAUUGCAAGUUGGAAAAUAUAACUUAGUAGUAGACGAAUCAGCGUGCUAUGACCUGGCGUUUGAAAUAAAAGGUCCACCAGAAUGUCCGAGUAGUUUCAAAGCGGAAGCUUUAAACCACAGUUCCGUCCAAUUGACAUGGAGGCCCGGAAAUGAUGGAGGGACAAAACAAAUGUUUAUUGUGAUGGUGAAGAAAAUGUCUAGAGAUUUAGUGAUGGCGAGAGUAGAUGACAGACGUGAUGGUCAAAUGAUGCACAUCCUCAGUAACUUAUCCGAAGCCACUAAAUACACUUUCUAUAUCAACGCUUACAACACUCAAGCGCUCACUAGAUGUCAACAUAUCAACUCCAGUGUUGUCACUAAAGAGAGAGAUACUUUUCUGCUGAACGACAAACCACUUGUAAAUAAAACUCAAACAUUUAAGGAAGGCGAAAACAUGAUUAUCAAAUGUCAGGUUUCUGAUGACCCAGUGUACAGCAUGGAGUUAUCUCACGACAGCGGCCAAAAACGUGUCACGUUGAUAAAGAAGGACAAUGCUAGCAUCUUAAGUUACGAAAGUUUGGUACAAUGUAACAGUUCUGGGCUCUAUGUCUGUAAAGUAACCAGCAGGUCAGAGGUCUUUACGAUGCAAGGAUAUAUUAAAUCAGAAUGUGAUGCAGAAUAUUGCAACGAAAACACACAAAAUCAGACUCCAAGUUUUGAGCUCUUGUACCGAAAUGAAACUUGUACAGUCAUAUUGUGUUUAUGGAUAUACCCUCAGCCUUCUUCUUUUCGUUUGUACAAAGCUAAUGAAGAGAUAGCGACUUCCAACUACUACAUCACUUUCAAUUACCUGACCUCCUACACCACGAAAGGUCAUUUGACCUUAACACUUUUUCAAUGCUACAACUUUACACCUGGACCAUAUCACAUCACUUUAUACUAUACCAAGCAGAGGAGCUCGAACAUUGAGUUUGAUUUGACAGUGGAUAGACUGAAGAAGGUAGAGAGUCAUAAUAACACGAGCCUUGUUAGCUAUAUUAUAAUUGUGGCUUCCGUCAAUGUUACAAUCAUCAGCGUUAUAGUUGCAGUGAUUGUCAUUAAACUGAAAAGGAAUUCAUUAAAACAAGAAUUUCCCAUGACUACAGACAACAUUUACAACAAUGUUAGUGGAGGUGUAGAGAUAUCCGCCGACCAACGACCCAGCCACUUUGGAAGGUGGUCAAUCAGGGCGUCGGUCAUUUCCGAUGAAGGACUGAAGGCUAGUCCAUCAAUUUCUCACGCAGCGAACAUCGCAGAAUUGACCCCCAGAACAGAUGCAGAGGACGAAGCAUCAGAUUCACGCAUGACUGGUGAAGCGGAACAAACGUAUGCUAAUGUGACGUUUAUAACCGAUGGCCGGCGACGAGAACAAGUUCAUACUACGGACCCUGACCAAGGCGGCAGGAUGAAUGCGCAAGAAAAAAGUCGAAUGUCCAGCGCAGGAAAUAAAAAACGAACCAUGACUUCACAUUCUGACAGGCAAAGAACAAGCAAUUAUGAUGUUGGGCAUACACUUCGCCCAGAAGGUGAUGGGCGUACACUUCGCCCAGAAGGUGAUGGGCGUACACUUGGCUCAGAAGGUGAUGGGCGUACACUUGGCUCAGAAGGUGAUGGGCGUACACUUGGCUCAGAAGUUGAUGGGCGUACACUUGGCUCAGAAAGUGAUGGGCGUACACUUGGCUCAGAAGGUGAUGGGCGUACACUUGGCUCAGAAGGUGAUGGGCGUACACUUGGCUCAGAAGGUGAUGGGCGUACACUUGGCUCAGAAGGUGAUGGGCGUACACUUGGCUCAGAAAGUGAUGGGCGUACACUUGGCUCAGAAAGUGAUGGGCGUACACUUGGCUCAGAAGGUGAUGGGCGUACACUUCGCCCAGAAGGUGAUGGGCGUACACUUGGCUCAGAAGGUGAUGGGCGUACACUUGGCUCAGAAGGUGAUGGGCGUACACUUGGCUCUGAAGGUGAUGGGCGUACACUUGGCUCAAAAGGUGAUUGGAGAAGCUUAGAAAGUGAAGGGCGCAAAUUAAGUCCAGACAAUAUUCGCACCUCAAUGAUUCGAAAACAGGAUUCAGAAUAUAAAGGGUAUAAAUUUGCUUCAGAAAAUGACGACCAAACAAUUGAUUCGGGCUACAAAUGGCAUACAUUUGCUUCAGAAGAUGAAGGGCAGACAGUUGACUCAGAUGAUAAAGGGCAAACAGUUCAUCCAGAUGACGAAGGCCGGACAGCUACAUCAAGAGAUAAAGGGCAUACAGUUGAUUUUAAAAACAAAGAUCUUACAGUUAAUUUAAAGGACGAAAGUCUUACAGUUAUAUCUGAUUCUACAAAUGAUGGGCGUACAAUAAGCCCAGAAGGGCUUGUGUAUGUCAGUGUUAUAAUAAACCCCGACACUAAGAAACCGGAAGUAACUGCAACUCGACACAGCAAAGCUCCUUACGAAUCAGUCGAAUACGCGAGCAUUAAUUAUUCGGCAACUCUUGAAGCGAAAGUUGACGAUGAAAAGGAAUAAAAGACUUGCCGUUAUUGGAUGUUUAUUUAUAGUUUGGGAUAUUUCCGAUUUUACUGUUGACGUACUUUAUCUUGUGAUGUAACUUGAAAGCUUAAGUUUGUGUUCAAUGUAUAUCUGAUUGGGGACAAACUUUUUCCUAAUACUGAUUUUCUUGAUUACAUUUUUUUUUUAGUUUGGUUACUGAUUAUCUCUCUUAGUAAAGUAGCAACUAUACAUAAAACACUGAACCAUAAUCUUCAAAUACAAAAACAAACUUUAAUAAAAUACUCUGAAAGACACAAAGAUAAAGGCACAUUCCUCGUCCCAUAUGCUAGGACAAAUUUGUACAAACACUCCUUCUUCCCUAGUGCUAUUAGAGCAUGGAAUGGGUUGCCUGAGCUAGCCAGGAAAACCAGUGACUUGGCAGAAUUUAAGUCAUUGGUUAAUAUGCAUGACUAAAUGCAUGACGCGUAGGACGUAAUCAUCUUCUUUUUUGAAGUAACGUCUGUAUUAUAUAAGAUAAGAUAGUUUAGUCUCAGUCGAUUUCAAUAUAUAUAUAUAUAUAUAUAUAUUUCUUCUCUCUCUGUCUCUGUCUCUCUCUCUCUCUUUCUCUCUCUGUCUCUGUCUCUCUCUCUCUUUCUCUCUCUCUCUCAUCUUUAGGCACGUAAUGAAAUUGAUGUUUGCGAUGAGGAAAUGGCGGACGGAAAAAUCACGUUUUCGGCCUAUCGUCCUCUUAUCCUGUUUUUAUCUUUUUAAAAAUCUGCCAGAGCCCUUCUCUAAGAGGAAACUACUGAAGUAGCGUGUGAAGGCAAAUGUGAAUAAAAUGUCAUUUAUUUAUUAACUUUAAAGCAGUUAAUAUCAGAUCGUUAAUUUUAUAACUAGCAUGCAAAACAUAUGUCAAAUAAAUUAACAAUGAUUACGCAAAAAAAGGGAAAUCUUAUUGUCAUGACCUUCUAUGAAACCCCAAGAAUAGUGUCCCUUUUUUAAGUUAUUGAAUAUUGGGGAAAACUAUUUUUAGGAUUAAUUAUAAAUUUAGUUGUUUUUUUUAUAUAAAUAUUAUUAUUAUUGAAUUCACUAAAAAAAAUCAAUAAGGCUUGUUCUUUCUAAGUCUGACAAUGUUAGAAAUGUCAUGGAAUUUUACAGGAAUAUUGAAUUGCUGUCAUAUCUCUGUUGUCCUUCCAAUGUUGACAUUCUUUAUACUGAAGACAAUAUUGUAAUCAAUUUUUUUCCUUGUAACUCAAUUUUUAACAUCAGUAGCAGAUGUUUGAAAAUACAUUUAUAUUUUUUUAAAUUAAAUUUUCAGUCUAGAAGUGAAUCGCCAUUUCUUCAUAGAUCAUUGUUAGAUGAAUUGCAUAGACAUUGAUGUCUUUAAAAAGUAAUAAAUUUAUUAACAAACAAGAUAAUAAUAAGGCUUGUCCUCGAGUCCGAAGAUUAGUUAGGAAUGCAGUAUUUCCAGUGGCUGCGCAGCCCCAUCUGUGACCUACAUUCUUUGCCACAUCCAGGGCAAGCAUAACUAUUGUCCGCAGGUGGUCGAUUUAGAUUUUCUUUUCGCCGUCUGCGUUUGUCCUCGGCAGCAGAUUUUCUUUUGGUCUCAAAUAUGUAUCUGAGAUCGUAAAACCAUUUAAAACAGAUUCUCAAUAAUAGAGAAAAUGUUUCAUUCAAUGAAAGUGAAUUUCUUUCCUUGCCUACCAUGUUAAACAAUUUUUUUUUAGCCUGCUUUAAGUCAUCGCUAACCCAAGAAUCCACCUGUUUCUCACGAACAUUUCAAAAGUUGUACUAAAUAGAGAGGGUUUGUGUCUAGUGUUGUGAGCUAAUCUCAUCUGACUUCGAUUCUAUCUCAAUUAUUACUUCACAUUAACCACAGAGCCUUACAAGUUACAAAUGUACUUAAUAACGUCGUCCACUUGUAUGACAUGACACUUUAUUUAUCCAUGGGAAAUCUGUCCAGUCUUCAUAAACGUAUCUAUUUCUAACUAGUAUCUCAAAGAAAACGACUUUCAUACUAACGCCAUGUUGCUCUCUUGUUCGCCUAGUGUACUACGUCACUCGUCUGUCUGACUACGUCACUACUUUGUCUAACAAAACUAACAUACUCUCUAAUCUUGUACAUAACAAUAGUAGUUCAAGCGUGUUUAAAAUUUCUUGCUUUGGAUUUAUUUAAUCGCAGUUGUAAUAUUAUUCGUUGUUAUAUCGAUAACUGGCCAUAUAUUACUUGUGUGCUGUUUAUACCCUUUUGCGUAUUACAAAUGUAGUCACUAAUAUAGUGUAUUAAAAUAAUAAUGUUAUAAGUAAAGCGAAUGUGAAUGUAAAGAUAGUAUAAAUAGAGCUAUUAAAAUAGCUAAUCAACCUAAAUCCAUUUUUUGAUAAAACCAUUGGCUUGUUAGUUUAUAUAUAUUUAAAUCUAGAUCUAGCGUCUAGAUACUAUUAUAAGGGAUAUAGGUCUAUAUAUUAUCUGUCGUACUUGACAUAUGUUUUUAGUUUAAAUUGAGUUAUCUCUCUUGAGGGCUUAAAAAUCCAGUGUGGAAAUUUUAAAUUACAUUUAGAAAAAAACAAACAACAAACGAUCAAGUAAUUAUUUACCAAAAAUAACCCCUUCACUCCCCCCUGCCCCCCCCCCCACACCAUUCCUUUCACAACUAGUCCAGCCAGUGAUAGGAUCAUAGCGCUGUGAGAAAGCUAAAAGCUAAACAAAAAAAAUCAUUAAAAAUAUUUCUAAUCGCACAUAUUUAUUAUGCCUAGGUCAAUCAUACAUAUAACUACACGAGUGAUCCAAGCUACUUGAAACAAUUAUUGUUUGUUUGUUGUUUUUUUUUCAAUUUAUGAUUUUCUUUUUUUUUUUUUUUAUAUAGACAUACAUUACCCGCGGCCCGCGGGUCUUAAUUUGCGUAUCACUGUCGAUGUAGUCACUGGGGGUGUUUUGGAUACCAUUAAACGAAAAAGUAAUGCUAUAAGAAAGCGUAUGCGUGAAUUUAAAAAAUAGUAUGAAUGGGGCUAUCAGAUAGAUUUAUUGGUCUCUCUAUAUCAUUCUAACUUUUUUGGUGGAUGAAAGAAAGAAUUGUGUAGAUUUGCAAACAAUUAGCUUUAUCCAAGUUAGCCGCUGGUCAGUUCGAAACGCAGACUGCAAUAACGUAUUUUAAAAGCAACGGAACUAAUUGAAUUCGCCCUGAACAAAGUACAUUGCCAACGUACUGUUGCUACUACAUCCUUUACUGGUAGUCUUAAAUGGUUAAAAAGUAAAGUAAGUCAGAUGAAUGCAAUACAAGUUUGUUAAAAAGUUAUCCGGAGGAUCAAGGUGCUCUCGAAAUAUGAACGCAUUAAAAAAAAAGGAUUUAUUUGAUAGUGGUGUACCAUGUUAUUUGUCAAAAUAGGAGGAACCCUCGAGUGUUAUAAAGAGACAACUGUUGAGCUGUUCUGGGCAUAUUGUUAGACACGUCUCACUGUCUAAUCAUCAGUCACGAUGCAGAAGGUAUUAAAAUACAAAGAAAGCUAGAGAAACGACAUGCAAACAUUGAAAUGGCCCAUCUCUUGAUUUUUUUACAAAGAAUAUUUAUAUUCAGACCACAAUUAUUAAUUUAUUCGGUUAUCGUGGCACAUCUGCUCAUUUAGUACAAAAAUGAUAAGAAAAAGUAAAAAAAAAAUAAUUUCUCUCUCGGUGAGAUUUGAACCCACUACGUUAAGACUCCAAAAGCCAACACUCUACGUCAUUGCUACGUAGCUGAUAUCUAAAUUGUAAAAUUUAGGUUAUAAAAACAUUUCACUUUUAUUUUAUUUUCGAAAGAUAAAUCUACAAAGUGUAUUCUGAUUUAUUUCACAAAUAUUCCGUCAAUUUUGUACAAUUUAUAAAAAUCAAAACAAUUUAUAUCCUAUAAAACAGUAUUUAAAAGAGUAAAGGCAAUAUUUCAUAUUUUUAUAAUGUUAACCUUUACAAUGAUUAAUCUACUAAUAUUUAUGUAAAUCAAAAAUAGUCAGUUGGUUAAAAAAUGCUUUAAUUUUUACAGUUACGCUAGGAAGGCCAUAUAUACUGUCAGAGGGACGCUGGUGAUGUUUUAAAUUUCUAGAUGGAAAGCAGCAAGUCUCUGCUGACUACAUCUCUCAUAAUCGUUGAAAAAUCUCCAUUUAAGAAUGCUAUUCGCCAGAGUUUAAACUGGGAAAAGCCCAAAUACCCUUUGCAAGAUUUUGAUAGCUCCUUAAAUGAUUUAUAUGCCACUUGGAGCAUCCUUGUUCUGCUUGGCCGUUUUAGUGCAGAUGACUGUGAUAGUAUUAAAUCUGAAUUUAAACAAUCACACAUUUCCAUUUUAAUCACAAUUACUGUUGACUCCGAGUUCUUUAGUGUCAACUCUGAAAUACUUUAAAUACUUUUUUUUAGCCAAAUUGUGAACAAUAAAUUUUCUAAACUCUGGACAGUGAUGACAGAAAUGUAUAUCAUUUGUUUGGUAAUUUUAUUAUUUAACAUAAAUUAAUCAACUUUGACUAUUGUUAUUUUUUUUUUGGCGCGAAUUUUAUGUCCUGGAAUUUUAAAAUACUUCUUGUGGCGCGGUGGCUGAGUGAUAAGGCGCUUGGCUUCCGAACUCAGGAUCCUGAGUUCGAAUCCUAGUGAAGACUGAGCUUUUUAAUUUCGGGAUCUUUGGGCGCCUCUGAGUCCACCCAGCUCUACAUGGGUACCUGACAAUAGUUAGGGAAAAGUAAAUGCAGUUUGGUCGUUGUGCUGGCCACAUAACACCCUCGUUAACCGUAGGCCAUAGAAACAGAUGACCUUUACAUUAUUUGCCCUUUAGACUACAAGGUCUGAAAGGGGAAACCUUUUUUUUUUUCCUUUUUUUACUAUAAGUCAUUCUUGUCACAGGUUGUUAAAGAUGUACGGUUUAAAGGGACGAUUGGUGCAAUUAAUAAAUCCACUGGCGCGUAGUG